AUGGCAACUGCAACUAUGGCCACCGCAGCCGGUGCAGCUGCCUUGUUGUAUUAUACAUUGAACCGUAAGUUACAGUCCCCCACAACUGGCGGUGAUGAUGACGAAAAUGGGGAUGAUAGUGUGCCAAAUCAGGCUCCUUUGGGAAUUGAACGGGUUUCGCAUAGGUUAAUUCAAGCCCCGGCUACAUGGUUGGAGACCAUCUCGACCUUGUCAGAGACUCUUAGGUUUACUUACUCCGAGACUUUGGGGAAGUGGCCUAUAGGGGAUUUGGCAUUUGGAAUCAACUUUCUUCUGAAGAGGCAGGGAAACUUGAAUGUUGAUGGUGUAUUUGGUGGAAUAGACAGUCAACAGCUAAAAGGAUCUCAAAUAAUUGCUGAACUCAAAUACCUCUUAAACUUGCUGACACUGUGUUGGCAUUUUUCAAAGAAACCUUUUCCUUUGUUUUUAGAGGAGACGGGCUAUUCCGAAGAGAAUGUUCUUCUUCAGGAACCCAAGGCAGGAAUCUUGAAGCCUGCUUUUACAAUUCUUGUUGAUCAUAAUGAAAAAUGUUUUCUCUUGCUGAUUCGUGGAACCCAUAGUAUUAAGGACACUCUGACGGCUGCAACGGGAGCUGUUGUACCAUUCCAUCACAGUGUUGUACAUGAGGGAGGAGUCAGUAAUUUAGUUUUGGGUUAUGCGCAUUGUGGAAUGGUUGCGGCUGCUAGAUGGAUUGCUAAGCUUGCGAAACCCUGCCUUCUAGAAGCACUUGACCAAUAUCCUGGUUAUGAACUUAAGAUUGUAGGGCAUUCUUUGGGUGGAGGCACAGCAGCACUUCUAACAUAUAUAUUGCGAGAGCAGAAAGAACUUUCAACAACCACCUGUGUGACAUUUGCUCCAGCUGCCUGCAUGACAUGGGAGUUGGCAGAAUCAGGUGGUGAUUUUAUUACUUCCGUUAUUAAUGGAGCUGACUUGGUGCCCACAUUCUCUGCUGCAUCGGUGGAUGAUUUACGUGCUGAGGUGACAGCAUCUGCUUGGUUAAAUGAUUUGAGAAAUCAGAUCGAGCAGACAAGAAUCCUUAGCACUGUCUAUCGUUCUGCCUCAGCUUUGGGUUCGCGGCUUCCGUCCAUUGCCAGUGCUAAAGCAAAAGUUGCUGGGGCAGGGGCAAUUCUGCGCCCUGUUUCCAAUGGCACACAGGUUGUUAUGAGAAGAGCCCAGAGCAUGGCUCAAGCAGCAUGGACUCGUCCUUCACUUAAUUUGUCGUCAUGGUCGUGCAUGGCCCCUCGUCACCGAGCCUCAGCUGUUCAUUCAAACUCAAAUGAUGAGGGAAGUUCUCCAGGAUCCUCUGGCAGAAACAAAGAGACUUCUGAGCCUCUUCUUACAUCCCCAAAGAGAAUGACAAGCUCAACUGGCAUUGAAACCAUUGAUCUUCCUGUAUCUUCAUCUGUAGGAAUGGAAUGGACUUCAGAGGUUGGUUGUUCUUAUUCUGAUGGAAUGCGUCCAGACACUGAUGGUGAUGUCGGUAAUGAAGGUGAGAGGCUUAUGGACCGUGAUGGACAUGAAGACCGCAUGACUGAAGUUGAAUUGUGGCAGCACCUUGAGCAUGAGCUUUAUGAUAGAACAGAAAGUGAGGAGGCUGAUGUGGCAACUGAAAUAAGGAAUGUGGAAAAUGAAAUAAGGGAAGAGGAAGAAGCGGCAAUUGCAGAGGUAAGUGAUGGUCAGCCAGAGAGCUCUGCCCCUGAUAUGAAGGAAGCACACAGAUUUUUUCCUGCUGGGAAAAUCAUGCAUAUUGUUACGCUUCACCAUGGUGGGCCUGAGUGUGAAAGUGGUAGCCCUAGCUCAAGUGCAUCGGGUAAUGAGCAGCCAGAGGAGACUAGGGUUGGUAUUUUCCUCACUCCAAGAUCUCUGUACAGUAAGCUGAGGUUGUCACAAACCAUGAUUAGUGAUCACUUCAUGCCAGUUUAUAGAAGACAGAUUGAAAAACUAAUUAAAGAACUUGAGGAAGAAAUAGCUUCAACUGGAGAUGUAGUGUUAUAG
This is a messenger RNA of Prunus armeniaca (apricot), 2013 nucleotides long. The record is from the annotation of a GenBank genome assembly. Lineage: Eukaryota; Viridiplantae; Streptophyta; Magnoliopsida; Rosales; Rosaceae.